AUGCAUCUGGUUUCUAUUGGCCUUGUUCAUACAAUUGCCAAUGAAAAUACGGCUACAAGCCAAGAUCAAGCUAAGGCUAUUAUUUUCAUUCGUCACCAUCUGGACAUUCCUUUACAGUCCGAAUAUUUGACGGAUUUUAAAACUGUUACAGAGUACAACUCUGCUAUCCAUCAGAUUACAUCUCAGUUAAAACUCUGCGGAGAAAAUGUUACUGAGAAUGAUAAAUUGGAAAAGACUCUCUCUACCUUCCAUGUUUCUAAUUCCACUGGUUCCAGUCCGUUCUUUGAAACGAACAUGACAUUUUCUAAACGAGGCCGUGGACGUGGUAGAGGCCGUGGACGUGGUCGAGGUCGUGAGAGUCAAUGCAGUCGAUAUACCCCUUACAAUCACCCUGAUUUUGACAUUAACAGGAAGCAGAGUAAACCCCAAUAUGGGGAUAUAGCCGAAAAGGCUAAACUGGAGAAGAGGCAAAUCGGCAUUUGUAAUCGGUGUGGCAUUGAAGGCUAUUGGGUCAAUACUUACAGAACAACCAAACACCUAGCCGAUCUUUAUCAAGCCUCACUGCAGAAAAAGGGGAAGAAGAUCGAAACUAAUCACGUUGAUAAUGAUGAUGACCCCGAUGAUGAUCUUUUGGAUUACGACACAACGCAUCUUGAUAUAGCGGAUUUUGUCGUAGAUCUAGCAAAUCCCCAGUGA
Messenger RNA from Andrographis paniculata, 696 nucleotides. RefSeq lists its product as uncharacterized. NCBI's taxonomy places the organism in Eukaryota, Viridiplantae, Streptophyta, Magnoliopsida, Lamiales, Acanthaceae. The transcript has 3 exons. The coding region runs from base 1 to 696 and encodes 231 amino acids. The record is from RefSeq and is a predicted model, not a curated record.